Clupea harengus (Atlantic herring) is the source of this 1503-nucleotide messenger RNA. RefSeq names its product ring finger protein 34b (gene rnf34b). NCBI's taxonomy places the organism in Eukaryota, Metazoa, Chordata, Actinopteri, Clupeiformes, Clupeidae. The record is from RefSeq and is a predicted model, not a curated record. Gene Ontology annotation, cellular component: cytoplasm; plasma membrane. Gene Ontology annotation, biological process: negative regulation of extrinsic apoptotic signaling pathway via death domain receptors; proteasome-mediated ubiquitin-dependent protein catabolic process; protein K48-linked ubiquitination. Gene Ontology annotation, molecular function: ubiquitin protein ligase activity.
AUGUAUUGGGAGUGACUAGAAGCGAAGACGUAAUGGAGUGAAUCCUUCUGUCCUUGCAAUGCGCAUCAUUUUGUCAUUAUCUGACAAAUUCCACAGCCGGGAGUAGCGAUGAAGGCGGGCGCCUCCUCCAUGUGGGCCUCCUGCUGUGGGUUGCUGAAUGAGGUGAUGGGCACGGGGACCAUGCGGCCGCCUGGCGGACAGGCGGGGUUCGGUGCGGGCGCCAGGCCCUUCCGCUUCGCCCCCAGCGGCGGCUACUCCACCUACCCCCCCGCCACGCCCUCCUCCAGCAGCUCCGCCCCCGCCAGCGCCGGCCUUGCCUGCAAAGCCUGCGGACUCGCCUUCUCCGUCUUCAGAAGGAAGCACGUGUGUUCAGACUGCAGGAAGAGUUUCUGUUCGCUGUGCUCGGUUCUGCAGGAGAACCUGCGCCGCUGUGCCACGUGUCACCUGCUCUGGGGCACGGCCUUCCGGCGGCCGCUGCUCAUGCGCCUGCGUGUCAAGGACCUGCGCCAGUACCUGACACUGCGCAACAUCCCCACUGACACCUGCAGGGAGAAGGAGGACCUGGUGGAGCUGGUACUGUGCACCCUGGGCCCCCGUCCACGCAUCGGGGAGGUGGAGGAGGAGGAGGAGGAGCAGGAGCAGGAAGAGGAGGUGCGGGGUAGUGAGGAGGAGAAAAAAGAGAUGGAAGAGAGGAAGGAGGGAGAAGGACAGGAGCAGCGGGAGGUAAAAGAGGAACAUGAGGAGGAGGAGGAGGAGGAGGAGGAGGAGGAAGAGGAGGAGGAGGAUGGGGAGAGACUAAGGGUGCUCCUGACCUCCCCCCAGUCAGUCUCAGAGCACUCAGAACUGUCCAUCACAGCUUCACAAGAGGACACACCAAGCCCCAGCGAUAGCUCAGGCACCAGCAGCCAGGACCAAGGAGAUGCUGCCUCCCUCUCCCUACAGAACCUGGAAAACCGCAGCAGCAUACAGGAGGCCAGUCCGGCUACUCAGAGGUCUGCCCGAGCCUCCCUCUCGGAUAUUGCCAACGAGGGCGCCAUCGAGAGCCUGACGGUGCGGCAGCUGAAGGAGAUCCUAGCGCGGAACUUCGUCAACUUCUCUGGCUGCUGCGAGAAAUGGGAGCUGGUGGAACGUGUGCACCGGCUCUACCGCGAGAACGAGCAGAACCGCAGAUCCAUGGAGAAUGUGAGCAGUGACAUCACAGCAGUAAUGACGUACCCCCCUCCCAUCUGCCUCAGAGAAGUCGGAGAUGGGGUGACGAGGCCUCAGCUGAGUGCUGUGGAUGAGAACCUGUGUCGUAUCUGCAUGGAUGCGCUCAUAGACUGUGUGCUGUUGGAAUGCGGCCACAUGGUCACCUGCACCAAGUGUGGCAAACGCAUGAACGAGUGCCCCAUCUGCAGGCAGUAUGUGGUGCGCGCCGUGCACGUCUUCAAGUCCUAAUGCCCCAAAACACACACACACACACACACACACACACACUCUCUCUCUCUCUCUCUCUCUCUCUCU